Messenger RNA from Blepharisma stoltei, 1729 nucleotides. Lineage: Eukaryota; Ciliophora; Heterotrichea; Heterotrichida; Blepharismidae. The record is from the annotation of a GenBank genome assembly.
AUGAAAAUUACAGCAAUUGGGCUUUGCUGUGUGGGGCUCAUUUAUUCGCUAUUAUCUUUGGCAGAAUAUACAAUCAUAUUUCAACUCAUCCCAAUCUGGUAUCAAGUGGGUAACCAUUAUACAAAAGGCGGAGUAAUUUGGAUCCUUAUUUAUCAUUGCUUUAUCACUCUUACAAUAACUUCACAUCUAAGAUCAAUGUUUAGCAAUCCAGGAUAUACUCCUACUAUGCAAGUCCCUGAUUCAGUCCCACUAGAGCAUUUGAGCUAUUGUGAUAAUUGCCAACAAUGAAAACCUCAAAGAACUCACCAUUGCCACAUAUGCAAGAAAUGUGUGCAUAAGAUGAAUCACCAUUGCCCUUGGAUUUGUAAUUGCAUAGGAGCUAAGACUCAAAAAAGUUUUAUAUUGCUAUUAGCGUACUCUUUUAUUCUUAACGGCAUAACGUUAUUUAUUAUUCUCUCCUCUAUUUGUUUUGCGAUGCAAGCUCAAAAUUAUAUAAUUCAAGAUUUUAAUAGAGCAUUAUUGAUCAUCAUUUUAAUUUUAAUUAUAAAUUUUUGUUGCCAAUUUUUUUGAAAAAUGCAAAUGGAAAUAAAAAUUUCUAUAGAUGGUUUUAAGAUGCCUAAUCAGACUUAUACUGUAUAAUGUAGGCGUUCAUAGUCCAUUUUUGCUGGUCGGUACAUUGUUUGGCCAUAUCUAUCUAUUCUAGUGCGCAAGCUAUAAUUUGGAUGAAAAUUUAUUUAUAAUUUUGCUAUCUGCUUUUAUCUCACUGUUUGCAAGCUUAUAUCUGGUGCAGCACAAAAAUAAUCCAGUGCUCCCCCAUAUCAGUACUCUAAAAAAUAUUUAGCUACAAUAAAUACUAAUUACCUAUAAUAAUAACAUCUCAACUAUAUCUUCCUGCUAAAUUAUAGCUUAGCGAUGCUUACAAUACACACUAAAUUUAAUAAUUGCAAUAUAACGCUAUUUUUUAUAUAUCAAAAAAAACAUUUUUUAAAAUUAAAAUGCACUUGACAAGUAAAGCGACAGAAUUAUUCCAAAAAAUUAAUUUCUGUAAUGCAGGGAGAGGUGGGCAGGUUCAAUACUUGGCAGUAUUAUAUCUUGUUUUUUCUGGAUUUUUAUUGUAUGAUCAAUUACUGAUAAUUAUAAAUAAUCAAACAGAAAUUGAAAAAAGGAACAAUAAGAUCGCAAUUACAACUUCAAUAUAUGAAAAUUUCAAGACUGUUUUAGGAAGUCACAUCACUUCAUGGUGAAAUCCUUUAACAGAAAUCCCAGACCCAGAUUAUACUGACUCCCGCUCUCCCAGUUGCAAAUAAAACAUUUUGCUAGCUGGCAUCAGGGAGGACUAAUUUUUUUUAAAAUUAUAUAUUAUUUUAGUAAACUUUCUUUUUCGAAAUUUUUAAUAAUCCCAUUUCGCAAAAACUGAGAAAUAAAAUUAAUUUAAUUUGCAAGCUUAUUAAAAUUAGCAUUAAAUUGAUUUUUCAUUAUAAUAAAUAUAACUUAUAUAUCCAAAUAUUUUUUCAUUUGAAAAAAAUUUUUUAUCGCUCUCAGAGGUUUUUUUUUACCAAAUAAUAGGGGAUUUUUCCUAUGGUUUUGUUCGCUCAUGGGUAUGGGAGUGAGGGAAAUAGUUACUCAAAUCAAAGUGGAAAAGUUUCAGAUUAAGAGAAUUUGGAUCGUUUUGGGAAUUUCCUUUGUCUUGAUAUUUUCUUUAUUCGCAACAAUAAUCAACAUGAUCUAG